AUGGCCCUUCAGAUCCAGAGGCUCCCAUCCAAGGAGUUAAUAACAUUUAAAGAUGUGGUUGUGGACUUCACAAAGGAAGAGUGGUGUCUGCUGGAUUGCUCUCAGAAAGAGCUAUGCAAGGAGGUCAUGCUGGAGAAUGUGCAGAAUCUACUCUCUGUGGGACUUACACUUCCCAGAGAAUAUUUUAUCACCUGUUUACAGCAAGGAGAAUCACCAUGGCUGCCAGAGAAAAAAUGUCAAUGGAGCUUCUGUCUAGAAGAAGAGACUAAUUUUGAAGAGAAGGAGAUUUCUUACAACCUGACUCUUUUUGUGGAAGAAUCUGGCCUACAAAGAUGCAUGAAUGACGGCCCUUGUGACUUUGUUUUGAGAGACAUCUCUAACUUUGAUAUUAAGGUAAAUCAAAAUCCAAUGAUUAAUUUUGAAUUUGAAGAAACAGCAGAGAACUUCAGAAAAUGCUCAGGUCUAAUUCAGAAUAGGAAAUUGACCUUAGUAAAUGAAUAUGCUCAGGAUAGAGAAGACAGCACAAGCUUUCCUACAGAAGUAGAAUUUAUUCCAUUCCAAAAGAAACCUCCUCAAAUGCUCAUGCAUCAAGGUAACAUAGGAGGAAUUGCCUUAGCCAGGAGAUUAGACCUCAUCAGUCAUCCUAAAAGUAAAGGUAUAGAGAUGCUUUCUUUGAAUAAUAUAGUUGGGAGAAAUUUCAGCAAAAUCUCUGAGCUUGGUUCUCAUCGAAUAAUCCAUGCUGGAGAGAAAAUUUAUGAUUGUAAACCAUGUGGUAAGGCUUACACUCAGAGGGGUAAUCUUGCCACGCGUCAGAGAAUGAACACUGGAGAGAAACUCUUUGAAUGUAAUGAGUGUGGAAAGUGUUUCCCUAGGAGGUAUAAUCUUGCCACACAUCAGAGAAUCCACACUGGAGAGAAACCAGUUGAACAUAAACAGUGUGGAAAGGCUGUCAUUCACAGGGGUAAUCUUUCCAUACAUCAGAGAUUCCACACUGGAAAGAAACCUUUUGAAUGUAAAAAAUGUGGAAAUUCUUUCACUCAGAAGGUUGAUCUGGCCAGACAUCAGAGAAGCCACACUGGAGAGAAACCUUAUGAAUGUAAACAUGGUAAUCUUGCCACACAUCAGAGAAUCCACACUGGAGAGAAACCAGUUGAAAGUAAACAGUGUCGAAAGGCUGUCAUUCACAGGGGUAAUCUUUCCAUACAUCAUAGAUUCCACACUGGAAAGAAACCUUUUGAAUGUAAAAAAUGUGGAAAUUCUUUCACUCAGAAGGUUGAUCUGGCCAGACAUCAGAGAAUGCACACUGGAGAGAAACCUUAUGAACGUAAACAGGAUAAUCUUGCUACACAUCAGAGAAUCCACACUGGAGAGAAACCAGUUGAACGUAAACAGUGUGUAAAGGCUUUCACUCACAGGGGUAAUCUUUACAUACAUCAGAGAUUCAACACUGUAAAGAAACCUUUUGAAUUGGAGGAAGGCACAGGAAGUGAUGCAAAAGAAAGUGUCUUCAAAAUGGAGUUGCAACUUCCUGGGACAAUUCUGGAUUCUUCUGGACUUCUGAGCUCGAGUUCAAGUUGGUGGCUGGAGAAGAAUCUGCUGACUGGACCUGAGUCCUUUCCUGGUGAUAUUGUCCAUGAAUCUCUCACUUUGGAUUGA
Messenger RNA from Monodelphis domestica (gray short-tailed opossum), 1656 nucleotides. The record is from RefSeq and is a predicted model, not a curated record. NCBI's taxonomy places the organism in Eukaryota, Metazoa, Chordata, Mammalia, Didelphimorphia, Didelphidae.